GAGGAUAAGCGGCUAAGAGAAAGGAUGGAUGGAUGGAUGGAUGAAAAGCUUGAUGGCUUUCAACAGCUUUGGCGCCUUCUGUGGCCUCAUAGUGCCAAGGAACUACUGUUUGUUGAGGGGUGUCAGAUAUUUGCAAAUUGGGCCGCGUCCCAAACCCUCGAUUGACGUUCUGAUUGGUCCCAGGCAGCGCACCCGAGCAGGAUGAGGAUCGUCAAGUGAACGCGGCAUCAGAAUGACGUCGUCAGUCCUCCUCCUCCUCCUCCUGGAUCUCUCCCUCUCGGAUCGGGUGUGGGCCUCCCACCAACAUUUCCACCCGCACUCCAUCAAGAUCCCGGGCGACAUCACCCUGGGCGGCCUGUUCCCCAUUCACGCCCGCGGACCCCACGGAUUGCCCUGCGGCGAGCUGAAGAAGGAGAAGGGGAUCCACCGCAUGGAAGCCAUGUUGUACGCCCUGGACCAGAUCAACAGCGACCCCGCGCUGCUGCCCAACAUCACGCUGGGCGCCCGCAUCCUGGACACGUGCUCCCGGGACACGUACGCCCUGGAGCAGUCGCUGACCUUCGUGCAGGCACUCAUCCAAAAGGACACGUCCGACAUCCGCUGCUCCGACGGACAACCGCCCGUCAUUCGGAAACCGGAACGUGUGGUGGCGGUGAUCGGCGCCUCCGCCAGCUCCGUGUCCAUCAUGGUGGCCAACAUCCUGCGCCUCUUUGAGAUCCCGCAGGUGAGCUACGCGUCGACCGCUCCAGAGCUGAGCGACAACAACCGCUACGACUUCUUCUCGCGAGUGGUCCCUCCGGACUCGUACCAGGCUCAGGCCAUGCUGGACAUCGUCAAAGCUCUGGGAUGGAACUACGUGUCUACGCUGGCCUCAGAGGGGAACUACGGCGAGAGCGGAGUUGAUGCCUUCAUGCAAAUCUCCAGGGAGGCUGGCGGCGUGUGUAUCGCCCAGUCGGUGAAGAUUCCCCGCGAGCCCACAGACGGCGAGUUUGACAAGAUUGUCAAUCGUUUGAUGGAGACCAGCAACGCCAGGGGGGUCAUCAUCUUUGCCAACGAGGACGACAUCAAACAGGUCCUGGAGGCUGCCAAGCGUGCCAACCUGACGGGGCACUUCCUGUUUGUGGGCUCCGAUAGCUGGGGAGCGAAGAGCUCACCCGUCAUGGAGCUGGAGGACAUCGCCGAGGGAGCCGUCACCAUCCUGCCCAAGCGGGCAUCCAUCGAUCGUUUUGAUCAGUAUUUCAUGUCUCGCUCUCUGGAGAACAACCGCAGAAACAUUUGGUUCAACGAGUUCUGGGAGGACGACUUCCGGUGCAAGCUGACCCGACCUGGAGUCGAAAUGGACCCCGGCAAGAAAAAAUGCACAGGCAAGGAGAGAAUCGGCCAGGACUCUCCGUACGAGCAGGAGGGCAAGGUCCAGUUUGUGAUCGACGCCGUGUACGCCGUCGCCUACGCCCUAGACAGCAUGCAGCGACAGCUCUGUGGCGACCAAUCCGACGGUGGCGUGUGCAGCGCCAUGGACCCCGUGGAGGGACGCUCCUUGCUCGACUACAUCCGAGACGUCAACUUCAACGGCAGUGCAGGCACCAGCGUCUUAUUCAACGAGAACGGCGACGCUCCGGGUCGUUACGACAUCUUCCAGUUUCAGAUGACCAACCACAGUCAUCCUGGCUACCACGUCAUUGGCCAGUGGACCAACAACCUGCGUCUCAAUGUGGAGGAGAUGCAGUGGUCUGGAGGAGAUAGGUCGCUACCAGAAUCCAUUUGCAGUUUGCCCUGUAAACCAGGAGAGAGGAAGAAGAUGGUCAAAGGGGUGCCGUGUUGUUGGCACUGUGAGCUCUGCGACGGCUACCAGUACCAAGUGGAUGAAUUUACCUGCGAGACGUGUCCGUCGGACAUGCGGCCAGUUCCCAACAGGACCACUUGUCGUCCGACGCCUAUCAUCAAACUGGAGUGGAACUCGCCUUGGGCCCUGGUGCCCGCCUCCCUUUCCAUGCUCGGGAUCCUGACGACAUCUGCGGUCAUCAUCACCUUCAUGCGUUUUAACAACACGCCUAUUGUCAGAGCUUCUGGACGAGAGCUCAGCUAUGUUUUACUGACAGGGAUCUUUUUGAUCUACUUGAUCACAUUCCUGAUGAUUGCCGAGCCCGGUGUGGUGGUGUGCGCAUUCCGGCGCCUCCUGCUGGGCCUGGGCAUGGCCAUCACGUACUCCGCCAUGUUGACCAAAACCAACCGCAUCUAUCGCAUCUUCGAGCAAGGCAAGCGCUCGGUGACGCCACCCAAGUUCAUCAGCCCCACCUCCCAACUGCUCAUCACCUUCAUCCUGGUCUCGGUCCAGGUGUUGGGCGUGUUUGUGUGGUUCGCCGUGGUGCCGCCUCACACCAUUGUUGACUACGACGAGCUGCGUCCCCCGAAUCCCGACCUGGCUAGAGGGAUCCUGAAAUGCGACAUGUCUGACCUGUCACUCAUCUGCUGCCUCAGCUACAGUAUCGUGCUGAUGGUGACCUGCACAGUGUACGCCGUGAAAAGCCGUGGAGUCCCGGAGACGUUUAACGAGGCAAAGCCCAUCGGGUUCACCAUGUACACCACCUGUAUCGUCUGGCUGGCCUUCAUACCCAUCUUCUUUGGUACGGCCCAAUCCACGGAAAAGAUGUUCAUCCAGACGGCGACUUUGACUGUGUCCAUGACCCUCAGUGCGUCCGUCUCGCUCGGGAUGCUCUACAUUCCCAAAGUGUACGUCAUCCUCUUCCAGCCCGAGCACAACAUCCAGAAGAGAAAGAGGAGCUUCAAGGGCGUUGUCCAGGCUGCUCAGUUGUCUCACAAAUCCCUCAAGGAGAAUCAGAAUGGAAGGAGCAAGUUUGAGCCUGACAGAACGCAGUAAACUCAAGGCAUACUUCAACAUGGCGUUGUUCGGCCAAUCCCUGCCCGCAUCCCGGUGACGUCACCGUGACGAUUGCGUGUUCGCUGGUCUGCAAAUGGUUCUACUUCAAAGUGGUGAUUGACCAAUGAUGAUGUCAUUCAAAAACCUGUCCAGGUUUCUUUCAACGGGAUUUGCCCGAGU
Syngnathoides biaculeatus (alligator pipefish) is the source of this 3058-nucleotide messenger RNA. Its product is annotated as metabotropic glutamate receptor 6-like. The transcript is spliced from 16 exons. Gene Ontology annotation, molecular function: adenylate cyclase inhibiting G protein-coupled glutamate receptor activity. The record is from RefSeq and is a predicted model, not a curated record. Gene Ontology annotation, biological process: regulation of synaptic transmission, glutamatergic; G protein-coupled glutamate receptor signaling pathway. Gene Ontology annotation, cellular component: membrane. The coding region runs from base 233 to 2878 and encodes 881 amino acids. Lineage: Eukaryota; Metazoa; Chordata; Actinopteri; Syngnathiformes; Syngnathidae.